Messenger RNA from Pecten maximus, 6326 nucleotides. Its product is annotated as serine/arginine repetitive matrix protein 2-like. The record is from RefSeq and is a predicted model, not a curated record. The transcript has 13 exons. Bases 113 to 4834 code for a protein of 1573 amino acids. NCBI's taxonomy places the organism in Eukaryota, Metazoa, Mollusca, Bivalvia, Pectinida, Pectinidae.
UGGCGUCCACUACUCUGGCAUGGGAGAGUCUCAUACUAAUAUGAGUGCCUUUCUCGCAAUAACUGUUCAUUACAAGAACUGAACAGUACAGGCUUAAAUCCACUCUUUCACAAUGUCAACGACGACGACAGGAAAGGACACAGAAGCUGAUCCAAAGGUCGUGCGCGACAUCCUCGAUAAGCUGAAAUCAGAAGGACUCUUCGACCAGUUUCGCAGAGACUGUCUUGCCGAUGUUGACACAAAGCCUGCCUUCCAGAAUCUGCGACAAAGGGUAGAGGGCUACGUAUCACGCUUCUUGACACGCCAAGUAUGGAGUCCAAACCUCAACAAGAACCAUCUCAGGGACAGCUUGCGACGCCAGAUCAACCAGUCAGGAAUGCUGGCUACUGGUGUGGAAAGAGUGAUAGAACAGGUGGUUAAUCCUAAGAUCUUUCAUGUGAUCAAACCAAAGAUUGACGAGGUGGCAUGUCAGCACCUCAACAUUGAUCCUGACAAGAGGAAAGAACGAAUGGAAUUUAAGAAAAAUCAGCAGAAACAGAAUUUACAAAGUCUAAUGAGCCUGAGUGUUCCUCCCCCAGAUUUUCAACAGCAGCAAGCAAGUCAGCAGCCAACUCCCCUCCUGCCUCAAUCUGUCACUCCCUUCGGUAGUCCCCCUCUGAUGGCAGGAUUUCCUCAAGCUGCCAAUAUGUGGCAGCCCCAGACUCCUCAGUCCUCCAUGAGUUCCUACCCACCAGGAAUGAUGAACUUUCCUAUGGCCAUGCCUGUGCCUUUGCCUUAUGGAAUGCCUCCACAGGCAUUUCCAUACAUGGCAAACGCCUGGGGUGGAUUCACCAUGCCAAAUAUCUAUACCAAACCCCCUGGUUUUGAUACCCCUUCCUCUGCGGGCAGUGAAGCAACGGUGACUUCCACGAAUCAUCCGAUCCCUGGGGUGCUCGGUCAGUUUGGGGUCAGUCCAGCUAUUGUCCAGAGUCCACUAGCUAUAUCGUCACCAUCAGUAUCACUCAAUGCUAGCAUUGUGGAUACCCCUACGCCACCAAAACCAAGUCUGCCACCCUUACCCCCGAUUCCAAAAACUCCCCCACCCCCAGGAACAGAGGAGGCUCCUGCCAUCCCCAAAGGCGUGUCUAAACAGGAGGUCAGCAAGUCUCUGUUUAAGGAAGAAAAAAACAUCCUUGAGGAUAUUCCUCUGCCGGCCAUGCCUCCCACACCCAAGAAAAAGGAGGAUACAAAACAGCCUGCAAAGAGAUCUGAUAGUGAGUCAGUCGUUUCUGAUUUGAAGACCUCAGGCGAUGAGAGUUCUCAAGAUCUGACAAUGUUUACCACAGACAGUGAGAGUUUGGACACACAGUUUACCUACAAGACGGGCGAUGAGGAUACCAGCACUGGUCAGAACACAGCCCACUCCAAGGAAGAUGGUGAAGCAAAGCGUCCAUAUAAGUUUGAGUGGAAUCGUGAAGUGGAUGAGAUGUCAGAAUUGUCGGUCAGUUCUGUCCACACCAGUGACCUGUCACUGUUCAGUGAAGGUGGCUCAAGUAGUUUGACAAGUGACCUGUCAGAUGACGACAUACCUGCACCAUGCUACAGUCCACAUCAUGGCGACCAACAAUCAAUACAAGACCAGCUUGAUGCAGAAAUCAAAGAAAGUGAACUGGACACCAGUCAAAGCAUUUCUCCUAAGCCAUCCACAUCACCAUUGAAGGUAUCACCAGCCUCGUCUCCCGUACCAAUGGAGGACCUCACAACAUCCUCCUCAUCCAAGUCAGAAACAGACACAGCUGUCGCUCUGGAGUCCAAAACAACAUCUAUGACCACUUCAACAGAACCAUCUGUGACCGCAAACUUGCCAAAUGUCACAGAAUCUGCAGAGGCCACAGUACCGCCAAAUGCUACAGAAACUCCUCUGGGUGUAAGCCCACCAAAAGUCACAGAAUCUUCCAAGGUUUUAUCUAAGGUGACAGAUGUGGUGGAGGAUGUAGCACCCAGGGUUGUGACACCUGGAAAACCACGGCGUCUUAUAUCUCUACAAUACAACUACAGUGACAGUGAUGAUGAAGAGACAAGGGAGGAACGCAAGGCUAGAAUCGCACGUGAGAAGGAAGAGAGGUAUGUUCAGCGGUUACAGAGGAGGGCUGAACUGGAAGCCCGACGUAAGGAUCGAGAGGAAGAGAAGGCUAAACUACGAGAGGAGAGAAAGAAGUCCAAGGAAAGCAAGAAAGAAGAAGAACCAGACAAAGAUUUGAGCAAGGAGGAGGCCGAUAUUCAAAUUGAUAAGUAUCCGGAUUCUCCAGAAAAAAAGAGGAAAAAGACUAAAGCAGAAUUGAAAGAAGAACUCACCAAGCAAAAAGUGCAGGAGAAAAAGGAAGCCCUCCGACGGCAGCGAACCAGGACUAGGCGGUACACAUCAGAUGAGUUCACCUCUAUCUACACAGAGAAAAAACAACCAUUCUCCAGUCAGAGUUACGAAGAAUUAGUCGUUGAAGAAAUGGCGGUGGAGGAAACAAUAGAAACAGAAACUGUGGAGACAGAUUUUACUAUAGGGAUGAUGGUUGAUAUCACUCCUGAUAUAGACCUGUCUCAAGGACAGGAAGUGACCUCACAAGCACAGGAAAUGACCUCGCAAGCACAGGAAGUGACCUCACAAGCACAAGAAGUGACACCACAUGGGGAGGAUGUUGCAAAAAAUACAAACACAACUUUAAGUUCAGUUGCGCUUGAAGAAAGUUUUGAAUCGCCUGCUACUCCCACUCAGGACGAGACAGCAAAUGAAAACCAGGUGGCUGUCAAUCAGGAUACCACCUCUAUACCGAUAUUUGAGGUCGUAAACCCCACCUCUGUAGGACUAGGUCAAUCUGUCCACCAGACAAGGUCUCGUAGCAAAAUCAACGAUGAUAUUCACAGCACUUCAUCAGGUUGUGCAGCCAGCCCUAUGAGUGACGUCUCUGAUAAAUCAGACGCUGGACGCCGCACUGGUAAACGAAAGAGAGAUGACAGUGGCCAAAGACAGCCGAGUGUUGACACAGAAACAAGAGGCAAGCGUGGACGUGUCCGACGUUCCCCAUCUCAGACUGAAGAUGUGGCAGGCAACAAAUUGACAGACACAGAGAAAUUGAGUUCUAAGCGGUAUGACACAUCUGACCUUUACAAACCUCAUCGGACCUUUCGUAGUUCCCGACGUAAUACUUCUUCACCAGCGCAGGUUAACGUGUCCAAAUCUGAAAAAGCCAAGUCGUUAUUGGACACAAGCCCAAUAAGUUCAAGAUCGAACUCACCUGUUUCUUUAAUUGGACAGACUAGUCCUAUUUCCUCUUCAUCAGCCUCGUUUUCAUCCUCGGUGUCACACACAAAAUCUAAGUCAAGGUCAAGGUCAAACUCUUCAUCUUCAUCUGGGAGUCAACACUCAGGAAGUAGUCAAUCCUCUACCAAAAAAUCAGUUUCUGGUUCCUCCUCGUCGUCAUCUGUAGAUGAGUUUGGGCGAAGAAAACGGAAGAAUCUGAAGAUGCCAAUUGACAUGGUCGACUUUGGUGAGGCAGCUAGGUUGGCUAAAAGUAGUCUGAUCAAUGUUGACUUUGGUGAAGCAGAGCGCUGGGUGCAACAGCAAGGCAAAAGACCAGGACGUGCUCGAGGUGGAAAUCCAACAAGGUCUGGUCACCCAGGACGAGGAGGAGCAGUCCCACAGGGAAGGGGACAAUGGCAUGGUACAGGGUCCUGGGGUUUUCCCAUGGAUGGAUCAUCAGGGACAUCGCCUCCCCAGAGUCCACAGAAACACUUUUACACAUUUGAACACCAAAUGCCAAUUGAAAAACCAACCUCACCCCACUCCCAAUUCUCUAAAGAGGAUACCCCUCCCCACGGCUGGCAGAAUACCUCCCCUCCACAUCGUCGGGUACCUCGGCCAGAGUCUCCACCUUACCCCUACCCCUACCGGGGGCGGGACACUCCACCGCUUCCUGGCUAUUCUAGGCAAAGGUCAGAGUCGCCUGUGUAUAGGUCAGGGUCACCAGGUUAUAGGUCAGGGUCACCAGCCUAUCGACGACCAAGUAUGGAGUCGCCUCCUCAUUACCGGUCUCCCUCACCUCCUCAAAAGAGACCACAUGCACGGAGCAAGAUGUCACCAUCACCCACAUCACGACCUAUGGGCCACAUUCAAAGGGCAAUAUCUCCUGAUGACUGCAUUGAAACCAUUUCCAGUUCGUCAGGUUCAUUUGACGAUCCUCCAUCUCCCACCAGAAGGUCUCAGUUAUCGGUAUCUCCUACCCACCAUCAUGUAAUUCGAGGACGUCGAGCCACAUCUCCCUCCCCGGGGCCUGUGAGAGGCCAAAGGUCACCAUCUCCACCUCUGCACUUACCUACAAGGGGACCUCCCUCACCAGGGAACCAUCCUGUCACUAGAGGGCCAUCAUCUCCGUCUUCUCCCUCUUUAAGACAGGUUGUCAGAGGACCAAGGUCUCCUUCCCCUCCCCACCUCUCCCUUAGGGGACAAAGACCCCCCUCCCCUUCAUCUAGACCUUUGAGUAGAGGACAGGUUUCCCCAUCAGCCAUAGAUUCACCCCCUCUUCCUAAACGUCACCAUCCUUCAUCACCACCGUCCAGGCCUUUGACCAGAGGACAAAGAGUAGUCUCACCACCUUAUAUGGAAGAGGCGAUUCCACCUACCAGGGCACUGAGGAGCCAGCGUCCUCCCUCACCUCCAAUGAUGUCACAACGACUACGCAAUAAACACACUGCCCCUGACCGCUUCUCACCACCACCCAUCCAGAGGGAAACAAGAAGACAGAGACCUCCUUCACCCCCACCUCCCACACGGUUCAAUACAACCAAAAAGGUCAAACGCUGAACAGGGGUGACACUUGAAUGGUUGUGCUAACAUUUAUAUUUCCUGCAGGAAUUAUAAUCUAGUGACUUUUUGAGAUUUCACUAAUUUGUGUCUACAGCUGGAGAGAUUUCAUCACAUUGUGUAUGGCUGGAGAGAUUUCAUCACAUUGUGUAAAUAGUGCUGGAGAGAUUUCAUCACAUUGUGUAUAGCUGGAGAGAUUUCAUCACAUUGUGUAAAUAGUGCUGGAGAGAUUUCAUCACAUUGUGUACGGCUGGAGAGAUUUCAUCACAUUGUGUAUGGCUGGAGAGAUUUCAUCACAUUGUGUAUGGCUGGAGAGAUUUCAUCACAUUGUGUAAAUAGUGCUGGAGAGAUUUCAUCACAUUGUGUACGGCUGGAGAGAUUUCAUCACAUUGUGUAUGGCUGGAGAGAUUUCAUCACAUUGUGUAUGGCUGGAGAGAUUUCAUUGUGUACGGCUUGAGAGAUUUCAUCACAUUGUAUAUGGCUGGAGAGAUUUCAUCAUAUUGUGUACGGCUGGAGAGAUUUCAUCACAUUGUGUACGGCUGGAGAGAUUUCAUCACAUUGUGUAUGGCUGGAGAGAUUUCAUCACACUAUACAUACAGCUGGAAAGAUUUGAUCAUUUUCUGUAUACAGCUGUUAAGAUUCGACUCCAAGGUUUUUCCCAUUCUCAAACAAAACUCUUUUAUUAUACCCCUCAUAAAAAAGUUUGUCCGGCCGUCCUGAAAUCUUUCUGUGUCAGAAUCAUGUCUCCAAAUUCUUCAAUAAAUGUGCCCGACAGACAGGACAAGAUAGAAAAAUCUAGAACAGAUAUACAGUGUACGAGAUUUUUCAUAUUUAAGAAAAUGUAUUUGCUACAAUUAUGUCAAAACAUGCUUAGGUAACUAAGCAUUAUCGUUUUCGACACAACACCAUGUGCUUACAAAAACGUGAAAGGGGUCCCCUUAAUAAAACUGUACAGGGAAAAGUUUCUAUGUGAAAUCUAGGUGGAAAGAAUAACCAUUUUCAUUUACAUAUAUCUCAUGAUCAUGUUACAAAAAUAAUCCCAAGUCUUUGGUUAAAAGACUGAAGAUCGUAUUGGCAGGUCAGUGAUGAAAGGAACUUUUAACAUGUUUUAAUUAGUGCUUCUUGAAAAAAGAUGGGAGUGCUCUGAUAGACAGGUGUGCUUAUUAAGUCUAAUAGGGUAUGUGUUGAUGAGAAGUCUUGGUGAAGCUGUAAUUAUAAACCCAAGGAUCAUAAUGAAAUAUAAUUGUUAUUAAAUGUUACCUUGGAAAACAAACCAAAACAUUUCAUAGAACAUUCUAAUCUUCGUUUUUCAUCGCUUAGCAUUCACUUUUAUACCAUAUUCUUAUACAUCAUACAAACUCAUCGGAAGAUCAUGUUGCAAAAAUAGAACUGUUGUUAAUAAAUAUUAACAAAUGUUGUCAUGAAAUUGUGGGAGAAAAGUACUGCUAAUGAUAUUGCUAAAUCAAGAAUAAAAAUCCUACAUUUAGUGACA